Molecule: messenger RNA, 2803 nt
Organism: Trichomycterus rosablanca
Lineage: Eukaryota; Metazoa; Chordata; Actinopteri; Siluriformes; Trichomycteridae
Gene: tram2
Product: translocation associated membrane protein 2
Exons: 11
Coding region: 38-1147 (369 amino acids)
Biological process (GO): ceramide biosynthetic process; protein insertion into ER membrane; SRP-dependent cotranslational protein targeting to membrane, translocation
Cellular component (GO): endoplasmic reticulum membrane
Molecular function (GO): sphingosine N-acyltransferase activity
Source: RefSeq, a predicted model, not a curated record
AAAAAAAGGAGAAAUUAAGACAAACUGAAGCUCUGAAAUGGCUUUUCGGAGAAGAAACAAGAGCUAUCCUUUCUUCAGCCAGGAGUUCCUCAUUCAGAACCAUGCAGACAUCGUGUUUACUCUGGUGAUCUUUAUUUUAAUUGGCCUGAUGUUUGAGGCAACUGCAAAAACAGCCAUUCUCUUCAUUCAGCCUCAGUACAACAUCAGCACAGUAACUGCAGAUGCAGAGCUGACUCUGUACCAUUACGGUUGGAAAGACUGUGCUACCGUGCUGUUCUAUCUCUUCAUCACCAUCAUCCUGCAUGCUGUUGUUCAGGAGUACAUACUGGAUAAAAUGAACAGACGUCUCCACCUGUCCAAGAGUAAGAACACUAAGUUUAAUGAGUCCGGUCAGCUGUGUGUGUUCUACCUCGUCUCCAGUGUAUGGAGUCUCUACAUCCUAGCUACGGAGGGCUACAUUCUCCAUCCAAGCAGCUUAUGGGAAAACUACCCUCAUGUGCACCUGAGGUUCCAGGUGAAGUUUUUCUACCUGACCCAGCUGGCAUACUGGCUCCACGCUCUGCCUGAGCUCUACUUCCAGAAAGUACGCAAGGAGGAGAUUCCUCGCCAGCUGCGGUACAUCUGCCUGUACCUGUCUCACAUCUUGGCAGCAUAUCUCUUAAAUUUGACUCGUGUGGGUUUGGUGCUGCUGUUCUUGCAGUAUCUGUCUGAGACAGGCUUCCAUCUCUCCAGACUCACCUACUUUGUUGAUGAAACCCAUCACAGAAUGUUUGAUAUGUGGUCAGUAGGGUUCGUGGUGACCCGGAUGGUAUCUCUCACGCUCAUGUUCUUGUCCGUCGGUUUUGGUCUGACGCGUUCGGAGAACCAGACGCUGGACUGGGAGGCCGGAAACUUCAACACACUUCCCAUCAGACUGCUGGUGCUGUUCCUGGUAUGUUCUACACAGUCAUGGCUGCUGUGGAAGUUUUUCUGUUUCCAGUUGAGGCGUACGCGCGAGUAUAGACUAGAGCAGGCCAAAAAGAGAGCAGCCGCCAAGCAACAGAUCCCCCGCUCACUCAAACGUGAAUCAGUCAGUCACCAUGAGAACGGCUCGCUGAAGACGGAGAACGGCACGUCACCCAGACUGAAGAAGCUUAAAGCUCCGUAACCCUGCUCCUUUUAUCAGACCAGCGUCCUUUUAAAGGACAGGAACAGGAAUUGGUCCGCCACUUUCUGCUCCGAUCUUCAGAGGACUGAUGGUGCUAUGACAUUCCUCGGAGGAUUUGCCAUCUGAAAGUAUUGGCACCCUCAACAGCCCAUGCUCACUUUGCUUUUCUACUUCAUCAGUAUUUGUUACAUUUUUUGUAAGUCUUGUUGUUAAUUUGCUGUUUUUGUUAGUCACGUCUUCAUUUCCCUUCAGCCUUUAUAUCCAAAAGCCAUGUUUAUUGAACAGCACUGUACUGGCCAGACCUGGGAGGAUUAAACAUGCUACCGUGGGCUUGGAACGAUACCCAGAAUUACAGGUCACCCACAAAGUGGGGAAAUUAAAAAGGGAGGAUUUCUUGAUUUUUGCAUGUAGUGGCUUUUUUGCUUCAGUCCCAACCCAGAGAUAAGACAAAGGCUUGUUUUCUAUGUGUACGGUUGGUAUGUGCCAACAGUGCUAGAGGGAUAACUGAAUGUCCUGGUUAGAUCUCGUUUUGAUAAAUUCACUGUAUGUUUAUACUAGGCUUGUGCCAAUAUUAUGUUUCAGAUGACAUUACAAGAGCAUUACAAAUGCACACAAUUUCCCAGGUUCAGAUGUGCUUGAUCAGCUGGGACAGGUCUGGUGUCCAGUUCUUUGAGUUUUGCACUCAAGGUCUGAUGCUACUGUUCAUAGAUUUGUGGGUCUGCUGCCACCCAUAUACAUUGUGCGCAAGGUGGGAGAAAUAAACUAAACUGGGAGCCAGUCCGUUGCAGGGCAACACAAACACUCAGGAAACUGUUGUACCUGGAGAAGCUGGACACAGAGAGGAUGCAGACAGAGCAUAGCGUGCGCUGUCAUACGUUUUAAACCUUUCUGCAAGGCUCAGAGGUCAGCUGAACGUAUUGAGGAGGCACGUGCUAGCCAGCAUGGGUGUUGUGCAUGCGACUGAGGUUGAGUGCAAAAGAUAAAUGGAUAUGUCUCUAAAUUUUUAGAAAACACAGUUGUAUCAUGAUAUGAAAGAUGGAGCCUGAAAACAACAUAUUUAAGAUUGCUUGUUGUUUGCAUUUCCUGACGUUUAUAGACAUGCUGCCGAGGGCCAGCGUUCCAGUCUCAUGUGGCCAGGAAUAUGCCCCUUCAACCUGGUACCGCCAGAGCAAAACAAAAGUGGCACAUCAGACAUGUCUGGGCUGAUCAUUUACAUUGGAGUAAAGGGGAAAACGUGGUUCAUUUUAUUUUUUUCACCAAUCUACUUCUUUCACAAGGUGCUAAAGUGGCAUGUGUGCCACCCUUCAUGACGACCUUUGCCUUCCUCAGUAUGUUUUUAAAUGUUAGACCCUAAUGAUUCAGCAGGUCUGCUUUGGUUUGUUGUCUAGCUCUUGUGUGCAACUCUUAUCUAACCAUUACUUGAAAUCUAUCACAAAGUGAAGAGACCUAGACAUCUCAUCUUCAAGGUCCAUUUUUCCUAAAAAGUUGCCAAUUGCAUGGGUGCACAUGCCACUCACAACCAACCCUUUACUCUGUUUUUUUUUUCUACUUUUAUAUGUACUUAUUCAAAAAAGUUUCUGAACCCUUUGCAAAUAUGCAUGAAAUGUGAUCUGGUCUUCAACUAAGUCAUAAUAAAUCGUAAGUCUUAUUUAACAA